Messenger RNA from Seminavis robusta, 1083 nucleotides. The record is from the annotation of a GenBank genome assembly. NCBI's taxonomy places the organism in Eukaryota, Bacillariophyta, Bacillariophyceae, Naviculales, Naviculaceae.
AUGGCUUUCAACAACAGCGGCAACAACAACAACGAGCUAGAUCAGCUCCUGAUGCUCAUGCAAAAGCACAAACACCAGCACGGCCGUUUGGUGAUCCGAGCAUCCCGUGGACAGUCCAAUGAUGCUCUCGAUGAUGCUAUUCAUUUCGCCAAGAAUUUUUUGUUAGAUGUGACGGAGCUGCGAGGCGUUCCAACUCCGGCGUCGUCUCAGCCAUCACCUCUUGCGGCAUCGUUUCAGCCGUCACCGCUUCCGGCGUCGUCUCAGCCAUCACCUCCUCGUCAACAAGAACAGACCAGUCGUCGCAAUCGUCAGAAGCAUCAAUGCAAGCAAGAGCCGCAGGAUGUCAUUGUUUUGGACAUGGAGCGCGACGAGGAGCGUCAUUGUUCCGAGGAAGAGAACCGCCUUGAUGACAAACAGGCAUCAUCGACUGCCGUCGCGCCACCAAAAGACGACACAAGCAACGGCGGUGACAACAAUGACAAGCCUCUCGCGAAGCGCCGUCGCACGGCGGAUAUCAAAUUUGAUGACUUUUUGGCUGACAACAACAACCUCCGCCAUUCCAAAGGCGUGACCACGGCGGUCAUCAAUGACCAUUUGAGAGAUCUUGGCUUGAAAGCUCCGUUGAGCAAAUUUGGAAUCUCACGAGAUGGAGAGAAUGAUGUGGUGAUCCUUCAGUUCAAGAACGAGCGGACCAGCUUGCCAUUCCUGGAUGAAAAAACUGGACAGCUCACAAUUCUCUGGCAUAUCAAGCAAGGGAGCAGGGGCAAGGGAAUGAUUGAUUCGUUGGUCGACCCCAUCUCUGAAGCCAUUCCAGUCUUUUGGUACCAGAACCGAUACAAACAGCCCAGUGCAAACAGGGGCCAAGACCGGUACUAUGUUGGCCAUUUUGAGUGUGAAAAGAUUGCCGAACUGGAUCCCAAUACACACUCGCACUUGGGUGAACCCUGCCGGGCUCUUGUCACGUUGACAAUGACGAAAUUUGAUGAGGAAUUGAGGCAAAAGUUGGAUACGCUUUCCGAUGUGCAGCACUUGUUGAAUGGGCCAACCAAAAAAGGCGGAAAAGCUUCUGCUGAGAAAGAGUAA